Molecule: messenger RNA, 1425 nt
Organism: Aureobasidium namibiae CBS 147.97
Lineage: Eukaryota; Fungi; Ascomycota; Dothideomycetes; Dothideales; Saccotheciaceae
Product: MFS general substrate transporter
Exons: 6
Biological process (GO): basic amino acid transport; transmembrane transport
Cellular component (GO): fungal-type vacuole membrane
Molecular function (GO): basic amino acid transmembrane transporter activity
Source: RefSeq, a predicted model, not a curated record
UCCGUCUUUGGCAUCAUCUCAGUCCUUCUAAUCGGCGUAUUUGUCUCGCAGGCCGAUACUACGCUGGUCUUUGCAACUUAUGCGCACAUAACCUCUGAAUUCAUCCGCAUGGGAAAGGGCAGUUGGAUCGAUGGUAGUUGGAUAGUGACGAGUUUUGGCCUUGCAACUUGCGCCACACAGCCAAUGUACGGAAGACUGUCACAGAUCUUUGGAAGGAAGCCGAUAUUGCAAACGUCGUAUCUUUUGUUCUUGAUUGGUACUGCGCUUGCUGGUAUCGCUCAGAAUAUGGUACAGAUGAUCUUUGGCCGUGUCAUUCAGGGUGCCGGAAGUGCUGGAAUGGUCUCUAUGGUUUCUAUCCUUCUGACUGAUCUGGUACCGUUGCAUGAAGUGGCAGCAUACAGGAGUUACGUCAAUGUCUUUUCCACUGUAGGAAGGAGUUGCGGCGGUCUAAUAGGAGGCUAUCUGACUCAAACCAUUGGUUGGAGAUGGGCGUUUAUCGGACAAUGUCCACUUUUACUCCUCUCCAUCGUGCUGGUCUGGUGGAAACUCGAAGAGCCACAACAAAAUGUCGAAUUGAAGCAAAGCAUCUGGAAAAAACUCAAGCGCAUCGAUUUCGUCGGUGCUUUCUUCAUGUCAGUCGCCAUUCUAGCGUGCAUCACAGCAUUCGAUCUAGGCAGCAAAAAGGCCAGCACCACCAUGAUCGCUGUUCUGGUUGCAAUCGGCGUUACUGCCGGAGUAUUCUUUGUCCUCACAGAGAAGUUCUGGGCCAAAGAACCUGUAUUUCCAUUGGAGUUGCUGGCUAAGGAUGCAGUGAUCACAUCGUAUAUGAUCAUCUUCAUUCAGACUGGUAUCCAAGUUUCUCUCAUGUUCCUAGUGCCAUUAUACUUCCAGGUCACUGCUAAUGCAAGUAUGGGCGAGGCUGGCGCGCAUCUUGUCCCUGCCGUGUUUGGAAAUACACUCGGUGGUCUUGCUGUCGGUGCUUGGAUCAAGCGUACCGGCCGCUACAAACCCCCGACUAUUUUCGCCAGUCUAUCGGCCAUGUUGUGUUUCUCCCUGCUUCUGACUUUCUGGCGAGGUCACACCAGUACAGCUGGCUCAUUGGUCAUCUUCUUCGGUGGCUGCGCAUCAGGCAUGGCAAACUCUGCUUUGUUUGUUGGCUUGACUGCAGGUGUUGAGAAAGACCAGAUCGCCAUCGCCACCACAGGAUUAUACCUCAGCUCUAACAUCAGUGUAGUAGCUGGUGUCAGUGCUGCAAGUGCUAUUUUCCAAUCUGCAUUGAGGGCAAAUCUUCACAGAAUCCUGCAAAGAGUGGUCGAUGGAGACGAGAUUGCGAGGAAAGUACUGAGUGAUGUUGCAUACGUACAAACAUUGCAUGGUCCUUUGAGACGACUCAUCAUUCGUGCCUUUGUCGCGAGUUUCAGAAGG